Molecule: messenger RNA, 2301 nt
Organism: Plenodomus lingam JN3
Lineage: Eukaryota; Fungi; Ascomycota; Dothideomycetes; Pleosporales; Leptosphaeriaceae
Source: RefSeq, a predicted model, not a curated record
AUGAGCUCCAAGGACAAUCUCGCAUUGGACCUAGAGCAAGGCGUUCGACGCUGGGACCGAGCGAGGUGGAUCAGCGUCUUCAGCUCGCAUAAUCCGACUAUACGCGAGGUGACUGAAUGCCUAGGCCUGGGCUUAUCCGCCUCGAGUUCGACCACGAACCGCGGCAUCCCCAAAUUCGACAAUCCAGAUUAUCGCAAGUUGUCGAGCGAGGUGACCAAGCUCAGCAAAGAGUUGCCAAAGGAAAGAGAUGCCUUGCUCGAUUUUGCAGCGGACCCACUAUCGCUCGACAGGGAACUCGAGGAGCUGCUGGAGUCGUAUGGACCCGCCAUCUGGAGCAAGGGUGCUGACCGCAGCUGUCUUCUCACGCCCGACAGGAGCAAGAAGACGUAUACUCAAGAUCUCUUCUAUGAGAUUCCUGAACACAAGGAAAUCCUCAAGAUACAUCUCCACAGGUGGAUCAUCAUCAAGGCGUGUUACUACAUUCGAAACAUGAAAUUGAAGAGACCGUCGAAUGCAAAUGACUACGACUCGCUUGCCGACUUUGAUGGCGAAGGCAAUUCAUCACAUGGAACGCCGCAAUCAUUGACUCCUCCAGAGCGCGGCGCAUCUAUGGGCGCUGAUUUCUCUGUAAAACCUGUCAACCUUAAAAAACGCAAGAGCUCAGCUCACAUGUCAAUGUCAGAUGGCGAGGAUGUAUCUCCUGCCAAACGCCCCUACAGCACCAUGCCUAGCAGUAGAAAAAGCAGCCCGAGAAUGUCUCUGAAGUCACUAUAUCCUGCUGGACUGGGAAGUAGGGAGAAUAUGCCGCCCUUCCCACCUCGUGUUCAUCAUCUCUCGCCCCCACCCGCUUCCGGAUCUGAAGCUGGCCGAGUCCAGUUGAGUCCGCUCACUAGUAGUGAGCUCAACGGCGCGGUGAGGCAAGUAGUGCUAUCACAGAGUGCUAAGCAUGCUAGCUUCACAGCUGUGAACAGCACAGGAUUUACUGCUGUCAAUACUUCACCACCCCUACGAGAAGCACGUCAGGAGGCUCCAGGUGCUGCUUCCAAGGAGCCACAGCAGGUCUCACCUGUCCGCAGGCAUAGGCAUACAAAUAGCUAUACCAGCCCGUACGAUCCGGCACCGCCUAAUUCUACUGUAGCUCCAAAUUCUUCGGAAUCCAGGUCCGUCCCACCAAUGAACACGGCUCCUCCUACUACUCAGGAACCACAGACGACAUUGUCUGGCCAAGCCUCAAGCUCGACGAAUGGUACAAGCAGCCGAGAGUCUCCAAAGUUGCAACAUGCUCAGCUUGCGUAUAUUGCACCUCAAUCACAGCCUCCCCAACCCCUUCCAAGUCAGCAUCAACUUCGUUCCAACAGCCAACCGCAUUAUUCUCCAUUUGGUGGUCGUGCUUCAGUACUACCGCAACCACCUAUUCAGUCGCAAUCGCAGCUUCCAGCUCGCCCACUUAGUCGAACUGAUACCCCCGGCCACACGGGUGGCCGGGCUCUUGCUGCACAUCCUCCCAGAAGAUCUAGCACUCCACUUGCGCAGGCCGCAAAUCAUCAGUCAUCUACAGCGCCUAACACCCAGGCACCGCCUGCACCUCCCAAUGUUCAAAGCGCUGCACAGUAUGGCGUCCAGCUUGUUCCAACACGGCGUUCCCCAACACCCCCAAAGGACCAAGAAGCCCGACCAGUACAAGCCCCGCACAUUCUACCUCACCAUCAACACCAUCACCAGCCCAUGCUCAAGAGCCAAGCUCCAGAACACGCGCAAAUCCCACAGCCCUCCCAGCUCGUCCACAGACCCAUGAUUGCCACCCACGACAUCCGCCUCUUGCAAUACGAAGUCACCGCCGGCCUCUUCACCUUCUUCUACCCCCGCACCACCGCACCCCCCGACGAGCCCUCCCUCCUCCAACGCCUGCACACACUCUGGUACCACGGCGAAUCCAUCUUCCGCACCGAACUCGGCCCCCACUUCGACCUCGUCUCCAAAGUCCUGACCGCCUGGCUACUCGAACGCCAAGCCAUCACCGCCCUACGCCACUCUCUCGCCUCCCAACCCGGCGUCUCGCACGCUGGCCUCGUCGACCGCCUGCUCGCCAUGAACGACCUGCGGGUCAUGCGGCUCAAAUGGAAAAACAUGAGCACCAUCGAUGGCCUGAGUCCCGAGGACUUGCUCUGCCAGGCUUUUCGCGUCAUGACGAAUACAGAGGGCUCCGAGUAUCUGUUCAAGGACGGGUUGGACCGGCUGAAUAGCGGGGUGUUUGAUUUUUUGAGGAGUGAAGAUGCGAAGAUUACUAUGCAAAGGCGGUAG